GAUAGCCGUCCGCUUUUGGACCAGAGGUAGCUGUUCACGAUACCGCCAGGAAGAAGAAGAAGGGGAAGGAGGAGCGCUGUCAUGGCGGCCAAGGUGGUGAUGGUGGCCGUCCCGACGGUGCUGGGAAUAGCCUCCAUCCGCGUGUACACUGUGGACGAAGCGCCCGCCGAAGGACUGGUUUCCCGAGAGAAGCUGAACAUCUACACGCCGCUGCCGGGUUCUGCUCAGGCCAAGUUUGUUCCAGAGCAUCCCGGUGUCAUUGAGAGACGAUUAACAGCAAUCAGAGAGCGUGUGGUGCCGUUUGUCCAAUCUGUCAAGGGUGCCUGCGUCUCUGUGAAAAGGGGAAGUGUAAAUCUUUAUCACGCAGGAGAGGAUGCAUACUAUUACCUGAUUGACCCACCGCCGGGGUUUCUACCCAGAUUUGGCACCAUCACCAUGGCUGGCCUGCUUGGCAUGUUCUUGGCCAGAAAAGGCUCUAGUCUUAGGAGGUUGGCGGUCCCUCUGGGCCUGAUGAGCGCUGGAGCGUCGGUGUGCUACCCGGCCCAGACUGUGGCCGUGCUCAAGGUGACGGGAAAGAAGGCGUACGCCGCGGGUCAGUGGAGCAGCGCUGCCGUGUCGUCACUGCUGGCCUCCAAGGAGCCUGUUGCCAAGGAGAUUAUAGCUGCACAGCCAAAGUCAGAUACUGAACCAAAAGCAGAAUCCCCCACGGCUGAGGACGUCCCAGCCCCCGAUUCCACUACCGAAACCUCAGCGACACCAGAGGCCGAAGUGGAGUCGGCCGAAUCUGCCCCGGCCUCCGUGGAGCCCGUUGUGAACGUCUCCCCAGAGGAGGAGCCAUCGCUGCCUCUCACAGAAUCGCCUCCCGAUGGCGCCCCGGCUCAGAGCGCCGCGGCAGCAGACGGAGGCGCCGCAGACGCCGAGCCAGCCGAGCCCACGCCGAGCUCAGAGCCAGAGACAGCCGAGGCCGCCCCGGUCCAGUCUGCCCCGUCCUCUGAAGUUACAUCUGCUCCGGAGGCCUCAGACCAGCCCACAGCCUCUGAAGCAAACCAGGCAGCAGACCACCUCCCCACUGACACCAGGCCAGCUGAGCCCACGUCCAGCUUGGAGGCGGUUCCGGUGGCUGAAGAGGCUCCAGAGGUUUCAGAGGCUCCAGAGGUUUCAGUGGCUCUAGAGGCUUCAGAAGCUCCUUCCGAAGCUCCAGAGGCUACAGAAGCUACAGAGACUCCAGAGGCUCCAGAGGUUUCAGAGGCUCCUUCAGAAGCUCCAGAGGCUCCUUCAGAAGCUCCAGAGACUCCAGAGACUCCAGAGGCUCCAGAGACUUCAGAUGCAGCAGCAGGUAGUAAAGAAGUGACGACAACUUCUGGAACAGGGUGCCGAGAGGGCUCUGGUUUCAAGCCAGACCCAGCUAUUAUGGACUUUGGCCAGUCCAGCCCAGAGGAUGAGGACCUGUACAGCACACGCAGCUGA
This is a messenger RNA of Menidia menidia (Atlantic silverside), 1467 nucleotides long. The record is from the annotation of a GenBank genome assembly. Lineage: Eukaryota; Metazoa; Chordata; Actinopteri; Atheriniformes; Atherinopsidae.